Molecule: messenger RNA, 2940 nt
Organism: Rhipicephalus sanguineus (brown dog tick)
Lineage: Eukaryota; Metazoa; Arthropoda; Arachnida; Ixodida; Ixodidae
Product: vacuolar protein sorting-associated protein 37B
Exons: 6
Coding region: 212-952 (246 amino acids)
Biological process (GO): protein targeting to vacuole; ubiquitin-dependent protein catabolic process via the multivesicular body sorting pathway; protein targeting to membrane
Cellular component (GO): ESCRT I complex
Source: RefSeq, a predicted model, not a curated record
GAGGUCAUUUGUUGUUGCUUGCGAUUGCUCUCUCGCGGUCGCUCCUCCUGCUUAGAGUCUACUCCUGCUGCUUCCAAUUUAGAAGUGCUAAGGUUACUUUUACUGCUCAUUUGUUUACAUUCUCCUCCCUCCUCACUUAAUCCGUAAUUCGGCGCAAAUGUCGAGAACGAGCUAACAACGUGGAGACGUCCGAGACCACAGGUUGGUCGACAUGCCUUACUACGUGAGCGACGUGAACCCUGACUACACGGCAGCCCUGGGAUUAUUCCAGCACCUCAACACCGAGGAGCUGCAGAAACUCCUAAACGAUGAUGACCGUGUCGACAGCAUGGUCAAGGACCUCCAACAGGUGAAGAACGCCGAGAAUGAACGUGAGAUGCUCCUGGCCAGCAACAAGAGCCUGGCUGACUUCAACCUGUCCAGGGAGCCCAAGCUAAGGCAGUCACGUCAGCAGCUGAAGGAGCUGUACGAACAGGCGCAAGAGUUGAUGAACGAAGUGGAGCAGAACAAGAAAACGCUUGAUUCAUUGGGAGGCCAGUCAUCCCUUGAGACAACGUUGGCACUACUACAGACCUCAGCAGCAGAGGCAGAGGAAGAGUCAGAGAAGAUAGCCUCAAGCUUCCUAGACGGCGAGCGGACGGUGGAGUCGUUCCUGGAGGAGUUCGUGGAAGCGCGCAAGCUUGCACACUCCCGUCGCAUCAAGGCGGAGAAAAUGACCGAGUUACUGACACGCCGCCUUCCAAGGCCCAUGGGGGGCAGCGUGCCAAGCCGGCCCGCACCGCCCGCACCUGCCUAUCCUCUUCCACCCACGGGUCCCAUGCCUCCCUACCCAACCACACACUAUCCUAUGCCCAUGCCUUACAUCUACUCCAUGGAGCCACCUCGUUCCUUGCAGACACGAUCGCCAUUGCCUGAGCUACAAUGCCGCACUUGGUCAUUUGGAAUGUUCUAAUCUGGCGAGGGACCGCUUAUGGAAAGCUGUCAUAUAGUAUACGGCUUAGGAACAAGCUGAAUGUUUGCUGUAUUAAUAAAAAGAACUAUGUUAUACAAUUAUACAAUAGAUCGGCCCAACGAAAUUCUUACGGACAUGCCUCUCCGUUUGACGAGAUGGUUUAUUGAAGAAUACGUAAGCUUGCAGUGACCGCUGUAGGGGAACAGUUUUUAAUGUUGGGCGUAUGAUGAUGGAGCAUGCCUCCAAACAAGGGUUGUUUUCUCCUUCAGGGGUUUUCAGUGCCUACAUAUAUGUAGUGGUCUGUGUGUGUGGAAUCGCUUACCUACUUUCCACAGUUCUGAUUUGGUACCUCGUUUCUGCACUUUCUUCACCAUUCUUUGCAGGGCUGAAGCAAAGGUGUGAGUGUGUGUGUGCAAGCUUUAGCUUCAGCAGUUGGAUUCGCUGCCUUUAUCCUAGUGCUUCGGAAGAACCAUGAAAAGUUUCGGCCAUCUCUUUUAUCUUGUUAAAACUGAAUUGGCAAAGGCAGGUGUAAUCAAUUUAAUGUGUGCAUUUGAACAUCGGUCAUGGGGCUGAGUGGUCCCGGCUGAAGUAAAAUUGUGCAGUUCUUCGUGCUUUGACGCAAAUGGUGUUAGUCUUGUGAAUUAAACAGAGCUUUUUCUCUGUCAAAACAUUUUUGUUGAAUCUACUACAAUUUUAUGCCCACCUUGUCUACACUUUCAGAGUUUCACUUUUGUUUUUUAUUCAGACCGCUGUUUACUUGCCUACACACGUUUUGCUUGUGUGUGUUGUGUGUGCGUAUGUAUGCAAUGACGUCACUCGAAACAGUAUGGUUUCAUCACACCUUUGUCUUAAGUUCCUCUAGUUCCUUACCAUCUACCUUGGUGUCUUAAAUUUUGAAUCACUCACGACGACUGCUUGCUGUGGCAUUAGCCUGUGUAUGAGGGGUGUCACAGUAGACAUUGCUGACUGGGUUUCAGGAAUGAGUAACGACUCAGGAUGCUAGGGUAGAAAGAGUUUGUUCACAAGGUUGCCGUCAUGUGAUCUUGUGCCAUAAUUUAAUUGUGUAUUUAAUCUCUCGACGAAGUAUGUGUGUUUGUGUGUGUAUGCAGACUCCGUGCCCUAACUGGACUUGUCAGCUUUGCUUUCGGCACAGGCAAUAUAGCUCUAGCUGCUCUUUGAAUCGAAUUGACUACUAUUAUAGUGUGUAUAUCAUAACACCUAGGAAGGGAGGACAAAAUGCAGUAAUGCCCGAUUUGGGCACUAGGCAGCUUUUGUCAAUCUAGCACCAUGGCACAGUGAUGUUGCAUAUUGGUGCUGCGUGUAUUUGUGCAUACAUAGAUAAUCUUAUAUUAAAAGAUCUGCCUGCUGACUUGCAAGUCAGUGCUGGUUCAGUGUACACUGAGAAAGGAGAAGCUCUUUUGUAAACUGUGUAGCAGAGAAUGCAGUAAGACAUCAGUGUGUUGUGCUUGGGAGGCUACAUGCGUAAACUUUUCACUCUAACCAUGUCGCAUUCGGUCACUGCUUGUGGGGAUUGUGUAUGUGAACUUUGGCGCUGAAUGCGUAAAAUAAGUAGUUUUAGGUGUGAGCAACCUCGUACUGGGUUUGCUAUUGGCCAGGUGUACAAAAGAAUGCAAAGAGAGUACAAAAUGAUGCAAAAUACGUUUGGGGCCUAAUUGCACGCAGUGCAAGUGAAAGCUAUGUUAUGAAAGUUAUGUUGUGCAAGUAUGUUCAGCGUAUAUUUUUUGUGAUUUCAUCAUUUAACUGCACUCUCUGGUAUUUGCAAUUGGAGUGCCAUGGCUUCCAUGGCCUUGCUCUCAUCUUGCUGAGUGAAGCCAAAAAUGAGCCUCUUUGUCUGUGUCAUGCAUGCCAAAAGAUGGAGAACUCGUUCAACCGUUGAUGCAACUCUUCGGGUGUGCACCACAAACUGUUUUCUGUGAUUGUUUCUUCUCAGCUGUUGAACAAUACGAAUAAACUACUACUAAAGUCAG